Messenger RNA from Mizuhopecten yessoensis (Yesso scallop), 1125 nucleotides. RefSeq names its product vitellogenin-1-like. The transcript has a single exon. Bases 1 to 1125 code for a protein of 374 amino acids. Lineage: Eukaryota; Metazoa; Mollusca; Bivalvia; Pectinida; Pectinidae. The record is from RefSeq and is a predicted model, not a curated record.
AUGAUCAGGCCACCGAGCAGUGUUCGCGUCAGUCUCCUGUCAGGUACACAUGAUCGGGAAACCGAACAGUAUACGCGUGAGUCUCCUAUGUCACGUACCCAUAAUCAGGCCACCGAGCAGUGUACGCCUGAGUCUCUUACGUUACAUACACAUGAUCAGGCCACCGAGCAGUGUACGCUUGAGCGUCCUACGUCACGUACACAUGAUCAGGUCACCGAGCAGUGUACGCGUGAGUCUCCAAAGUCACAUACACAUGAUCAGGCCAACGAGCAGUGUACGCGUGAGUCUCCUAUGUCACGUACACAUAAUCAGGCCACCGAACAGUGUACGCGUGAGUGUCCUACGUCAUGUACACAUGAUCAGGCCAACGAGCAGUGUACGAGUGAGUCUCCUACGUCACGUACACAUGAUCAGGCCGCCAAGCAGUGUACGCUUGAGUCUCCUACGUCACGUACACAUGAUCAGGCCACCGAGCAGUGUACGCGUGAAUCUCCAAAGUCACAUACACAUGAUCAGGCCAACGAGCAGUGUACGCGUGAAUCUCCUAUGUCACGUACACAUGAUCAGGCCACCGAGCAGUGUACGCGUGAAUCUCCAAAGUCACAUACACAUGAUCAGGCCAACGAGCAGUGUACGUGUGAAUCUCCUAUGUCACGUACACAUGAUAAGGCUACCGAGCAGUGUACGCGUGAGUCUCCUACGUCAUGUACAUAUACACAUGAUCAGGCCACCGAGCAGUGUACGGGUGAGUCUCCUAUGUCACGUACACAUGAUCAGGCCACCGAGCAGUGUAUGCGUGAGUCUCCUACGUCAUGUACAUUUACACAUGAUCAGGCCACCGAGCAGUGUACCCGUGAGUCUCCUACGUCACGUACACAUAAUCAGGCCACCGAGCAGUGUACGCGUGAGUCUCCAAUGUCACAUACACAUGAUCAGGCCACCGAUCAGUGUACGCGUGAGUCUCCUACGUCACGUACACAUGAUCAUGCCAACGAGCGGUGUACGCGUGAGUCUCCUAUGUCACGUACACAUGAUCAGGCCACCGAUCAGUGUACGCGUGAGUCUCCUAUGUCACGUACACAUAAUCAGGCCACCGAGCAGUGUACGCCUGAGUCUCUUACGUAA